Rhagoletis zephyria (snowberry fruit fly) is the source of this 3073-nucleotide messenger RNA. RefSeq names its product Protein kinase C delta (gene Pkcdelta). Gene Ontology annotation, biological process: protein phosphorylation. The record is from RefSeq and is a predicted model, not a curated record. Gene Ontology annotation, molecular function: diacylglycerol-dependent serine/threonine kinase activity; ATP binding. Lineage: Eukaryota; Metazoa; Arthropoda; Insecta; Diptera; Tephritidae.
UGUUAAAGCUAAGCUACUACAAUUCCAUGCGAAAUCUCUCUAAAGGUGAAAAUUGUCAACAAAAUAAACUUACAAACUGUAGCAGACUACAACAACGACAACAACAACGGCACAAAGAUGAUGUUCACACGCGCCCAAGUGCGCAAACCAAAAUCAAAUGGUCACAGCAGCAGUCAGAGGCCGCAAGUGCGCACUUCCCAUAGACCUCACCUUAUGCAACAACAAUCACUAUAUGGAUGCGAUCAGCCACUGUACAGACAUUCACCCCCUGGAGGAAAUAGUCGCAUUCGGGAUCGCGAUAGAGACAGGGAUCGGGACAGAGAUAGGGAUACGGACCGAGACCGAGACCGAGACAAUGAACGCGACCGGGACUACAGUGGCGCUUACUACACCGAUCGCAGCAACUUCGGUGGUCACAAGCCCCAUUCGUACGAACUGCCUCGACAACACUCCAAAGACAAAGCCUACGCCCAGCUGUACGAUGACGAGAGCGAGCGGAGCACCAGCAGCAGUGGCGUCGAUUAUAUAGACCGGCGCACCCGACCGCGCAGCAUUACAAACCGACGCGGCGCCAUCAAACAGCUGAAAACACACGACUACAAUGGGCAUCGGUUUGUGGCCAAAUUCUUCCGACAGCCCACAUUUUGCGCAUUCUGCAACCUGUUCGUUUGGGGAUUCGGCAAGAAGGGGUAUCAGUGCAUUACUUGUCAGACGGCGGUGCACAAGAAAUGCCACGAGAAGUUGCUGAGCAAAUGUUCCGGUUCCGUAUUCAACUCGGCCAGCACAAUCCUGCUGCACGAGCGUUUCAAGAUCGACAUGCCCCACCGCUUCAAGCCGUACACUUUCAUGUCGCCCACUUUCUGUGACCAUUGCGGUUCUCUGAUGGCUGGCUUCUUCAUUCAGGGGUUGAAGUGCGAAGAGUGCGACGUAAACUGCCACAAGAAAUGCGAGCAUUUAAUGGCCAAUUUAUGCGGCGUCAACCAAAAGCUGAUCGUCGAAGCUUUAGCUUGCGUCAAGCGAGGCGCACGCGAGGCCCGAGAAUCACCAAGUACACCGCCCAGUUCGAAUCCCGUUUACAAGAUCGAGGCCAGUGACGAACAUGAUGAAACAUCGUAUACGUAUUCGCAAUUUCAAAAGUCGGGGCGCUUUACGGCGCCAGCUACCGUUAUUCCACGUUUCAAAAACUACUCAGUGGACGAUUUCCAUUUCCUUGCGGUGUUGGGCAAAGGCAGUUUUGGCAAGGUGCUGCUGGCUGAGCUACGCGACACCACCUACUACUACGCAGUCAAGUGUCUGAAGAAAGAUGUCGUUCUCGAGGAUGACGAUGUCGAUUCAACCUUAAUUGAACGCAAAGUGUUGGCAUUGGGCACCAAACAUCCGUAUCUGUGUCACCUGUUUUGCACAUUUCAAACAGAGAGCCAUUUGUUCUUCGUUAUGGAAUACCUCAACGGUGGGGAUUUAAUGUUCCACAUACAGGAGAGUGGACGUUUCCCGGAAGAACGCGCUCGAUUCUACGGUGCCGAAAUAAUAUCCGGUCUGAAGUUCCUACACAAGAAAGGCAUCAUAUACAGAGAUCUUAAGCUGGACAAUGUGCUGCUGGAUUACGAAGGGCACGUCCGAAUUGCCGAUUUCGGUAUGUGCAAAUUGCAGAUCUACCUCGACAAAACAGCAGACAGCUUUUGCGGAACACCAGACUACAUGGCGCCUGAAAUCAUAAAGGGCGAGAAAUACAAUCAAAAUGUCGAUUGGUGGUCAUUUGGUGUUUUGCUCUAUGAAAUGUUGAUUGGUCAAUCGCCGUUCAGCGGCUGCGAUGAAGAUGAACUAUUUUGGUCGAUCUGCAAUGAGAUUCCAUGGUUCCCCGUUUACAUAUCCGCGGAGGCCACCGGCAUUUUGAGAGGGCUACUCGAAAAAGAUUACACCAGGCGCAUUGGAUCUCAGUACAGCCCUGCUGGCGACAUCAGCGAGCACAUAUUCUUCAGACCCAUAGACUGGGAUUUGUUGGAGAAGCGGCAGUUACCGCCGCCCUUCAAGCCACUUGUGAAACAUCCAUUGGAUACUCAAUAUUUCGACCGCGUUUUCACCAAAGAACGCGUGCGACUGACGCCCAUCGAAAAGGAAAUUCUGCAGUCCAUGGACCAGAAACCAUUCAUGGGAUUCACAUAUACAAACCCACACAUCACCUUAGAUUAAAAUUACUAAUUAUACAACAUACCUAAAUGCGUAAUAACUGUCUGUAUUCUGAUAGAGAUAUGGGUAUCAGUAAGUUUAAGGAGACCUAAGGCCUAAGAAUUGAUUUGGAAAAUACUUUGCUAGGGACCUUUGGCAAUAGAUUGAGAUAGCAAUCCGAAGUUUGUUUCAAACCAGUAUUUAAACCAGGAUAGUUUAGUUUAGGUAAAUGAGAGUUAAGUGCAUAUUUUUAAACAUAAGAAAUCAAUUCAUCCUUUUAAAUACCAUUAUCCUUGUUGUUAAAAAAUAUAUGUUUGUAUGUACAUACAUAGAUUUGAGAUUUACAAGAUGUUUAACACGUUAUAAAGCCGUACGAUCGUAAAAUUUUACAAGAGCUUAACAUUUUGUUGUUGUCUUGCAUAGAAAAGGAAUACAACUAUGAGUUCUGUGUAGUAAUUUUAUGAGACUACAUACAUAUGUGAAUCCACGGAUAGUAUUUUAAGACAAUUAACACUUGCGAGUUCAUUGAAGCCGGCAAGCUUUUGAAUAAACUACAAUACAGUACAUACAUAUAAAAGUACUAUACAUAAAAGUAUACAUAUAUUUAUUUCCAUACAAAAAAAAAUGUUGUAAAGAAAUUUAACAUUAAAUCAUCGCCCCGUGAAGAUUUCUAAAGAGACUUACUUAUUCAUAAAAAAAAAGUCGUACAAGCAGUGUGACUCUAUUUAGUAUUAAGUUAGUCAAACCCGGUAAACACAUAGAAAACUAUUGCUAAAUAUUAACUAAUGUUACCUGUGUACAGACAAAAUUAUCGAGAUAUUUUAAGUUACUCGUAAUGUGUUUUAGAAAUACUACAUAUGUAAAUAAUUAUAAAAUGGUUUUAUUAAUAAAAUUAAACAGAAAAUGA